Messenger RNA from Suillus plorans, 981 nucleotides. RefSeq lists its product as uncharacterized. NCBI's taxonomy places the organism in Eukaryota, Fungi, Basidiomycota, Agaricomycetes, Boletales, Suillaceae. The record is from RefSeq and is a predicted model, not a curated record. The transcript has 13 exons. The coding region runs from base 1 to 981 and encodes 326 amino acids.
AUGACCGUAGUCUCAGAUGAUCCCACUUGGUGGCCGGCCAUCAAUGCAUAUAGUUUGUGCAGCUAUCUUAUAGUCGCCGCCUUUGUUGCAGUCAUGUAUGAUUGGUCACUCACAUUUGGACAAGAGGUGGAACUGAUCUGGGGACAACGCUGGUCCGUAAUGACAGCUAUGUAUCUCGGUGCGCGCUACCUUGGAAUCUUAUUUUCUGUGCUGAACAUGCUGAUCGGUGUUCCGACCGUCUCAUUGACAGAUACGUGUGUGCUACCCGAAGCUGGUUGCUGGAUGGAUUUGUCAGGCUGGAUUAUCUACGUCGUAUGGGAUUGGACAGGUUUUGUGAUAGUUGCGAUGCUGUGGGUCAUCAUCAUUACUCGGUUGUAUGCCAUGUAUCAAGGAUCCAGAAAGAUCCUGAUAUUUCUCAUUGUCACAUUCCUGGCUAUCAAUAUUUUCAACGGAGUGGUCACCAUAAUGUCAACGAUGCAUGCUUCAGAGGAGGAACUCAUUCUCUCUGGCACUUAUCAGUGCCAGAUUAACUAUGCAGAACGCAUAAUAGCUCUACUUUCCAUCACUUGGAUACUCGGAACUGUGUGGGAGGUCCUCGCACUGUGUCUUGCAGUUUGGAUUGCGGUAAAACACUUCAGUGAACUGCGACAACAUUCGGCAGGAGGGAUUAUCCAGGACUGUUUCACGGUGUUGAUAAAAACUCACGUAGUUUACUUUGCGAGCUUUGUUACUGUUUCUUGCUUCCAUCUCGCGGUUGAUUUCUAUCCAACAGUCUUCGCGGGCGAUUCCCUGGAUGUUCAGAUUAUUUCUGGGUCUAUGCAGAUUGUCGCAGUCGUGCAGAUGUUUGUGCUGGGACCGCGCCUGAUCCUUGGCGUUCGAGAAUACCACGCUAAGCUUGUGACCGAUUCUGAUGUAGCAACUGGUAUGGCCUCAAUCGCUUUCCAGCAGCGUGUGCAUAUAUCGACCGGCGGUGGUGUGUGA